AUGGCGACGACGACACAACAAGUCCCUCCUGCAACCAUCGCCUCGCAGAGCGCUCCUCUGAGCUUGCCCCUCAACCUCCCCAAAUGGCUGUCCGAGAACUCCCACCUCUUGAAGCCGCCGAUCAACAACUUUUGCGUCUACAAUGAUCCCAUAACGGUCAUGGUCGUCGGUGGCCCGAAUGCUCGUACGGAGUACCAUAUUAACGAAACGCCUGAAUUCUUCUAUCAAUACAAAGGCCGCAUGUUGCUCAAGACCGUGCAGAAAAUCAACGGCGCCGAAGAGUUUCGUGACGUCUAUAUCAACGAGGGCGAGCUGUUCCUUCUGCCUGGAAACACCCCGCACAACCCCGUACGAUUCGAGAAUACCGUUGGCGUGGUGAUCGAGCAGCCGAGACCGGACAAUUCGCUGGAUCGGCUGAGAUGGUACUGUGCCAACUGUGGCGAUAUUGUGAGGGAGGCGAGCUUCUACAUGUAUGAUUUGGGCACACAGAUCAAGGAGGCGGUCAAUGCUUUCAAGGAGGACCAUGAGGCUAGGACGUGCAAGAAGUGUGGGACUGUGUGCGAUACUGCACCUACUCCAGAAGCCAUGGAAAAGAUGCGGUCGGGACCACACUAG
Zasmidium cellare ATCC 36951 is the source of this 615-nucleotide messenger RNA. RefSeq lists its product as uncharacterized. Gene Ontology annotation, biological process: 'de novo' NAD+ biosynthetic process from L-tryptophan; quinolinate metabolic process. The transcript has a single exon. NCBI's taxonomy places the organism in Eukaryota, Fungi, Ascomycota, Dothideomycetes, Mycosphaerellales, Mycosphaerellaceae. The coding region runs from base 1 to 615 and encodes 204 amino acids. Gene Ontology annotation, cellular component: cytoplasm. The record is from RefSeq and is a predicted model, not a curated record. Gene Ontology annotation, molecular function: iron ion binding; 3-hydroxyanthranilate 3,4-dioxygenase activity.